Messenger RNA from Brienomyrus brachyistius, 1866 nucleotides. Its product is annotated as mitogen-activated protein kinase 10-like. Lineage: Eukaryota; Metazoa; Chordata; Actinopteri; Osteoglossiformes; Mormyridae. The record is from RefSeq and is a predicted model, not a curated record. Gene Ontology annotation, cellular component: nucleus; cytoplasm. Gene Ontology annotation, biological process: JNK cascade; protein phosphorylation. Gene Ontology annotation, molecular function: JUN kinase activity; ATP binding. Bases 419 to 1699 code for a protein of 426 amino acids. The transcript has 13 exons.
UUUCCCUCCCUGGUAGCUUCCAAAUUGCCAGUGGUAUGGCCAGCAUCUUGCACCACAAUGGGUCCCCGGCGGUGAGCGGAGGGACGAUUCAACGAGACGUCUUCACUUUUACUUCUAUAUUUCGUUUUUAAAAAACCGAGCGCCUCGUCGUCCGCUGGUGCACUGCAGGAUUUUGGCAACACCUUUCCCCCCUCCCUCAAUCGCGAUGUUUUGCCCGUCGUACGUCGGGAUGUUUUGAAGGGGACCGUCGGUUGCACCGGAGCAGGACUGUCGUCACGCUUUAGCUGGCGCGGAAUGGUAUUCGAGAGCCAACCUUUCUCAUACCACUGCAGUGAACCAGCCCAGGGUAUAGAAGCUGCACAUCGUCAGGGGUCUUUGAAAAGAAAUUGAUGUGUCAUUUUUCGACCAGCGUUACACAAUGAACAAGAGCAAAGUGGACAACCAGUUUUACAGUGUUGAAGUAGGAGACUCUACCUUCACAGUUCAUCAACGAUACCAGAACCUCAAGCCCGUUGGAUCUGGGGCUCAGGGAAUAGUUUGUGCUGGCUAUGAUGCUAUCCUCGACAGAAAUGUGGCCAUCAAGAAGCUGAGCCGGCCAUUCCAGAACCAGACCCAUGCCAAGCGGGCCUACCGGGAACUAGUGCUCAUGAAAUGUGUCAAUCACAAGAACAUAAUCAGCCUGUUAAAUGUGUUCACACCACAGAAAUGUUUAGAAGAAUUCCAAGACGUGUACCUGGUGAUGGAGCUGAUGGACGCCAACCUGUGCCAGGUGAUCCAGAUGGAGCUGGACCACGAGCGCAUGUCCUACCUGCUCUACCAGAUGCUGUGCGGCAUCAAGCACCUGCACUCAGCAGGGAUCAUCCACAGGGACCUAAAGCCGAGUAAUAUAGUGGUGAAGUCGGACUGCACACUGAAGAUCUUGGACUUCGGCCUGGCCAGGACAGCGGGCACGAGCUUCAUGAUGACUCCCUACGUGGUGACGCGGUAUUACAGGGCCCCAGAGGUCAUCCUGGGCAUGGGCUACAAGGAAAAUGUGGAUUUAUGGUCAGUGGGGUGCAUUAUGGGAGAAAUGGUCCGUCACAAAAUCCUGUUCCCAGGAAGGGACUACAUUGACCAGUGGAACAAAGUGAUUGAGCAGCUGGGCACGCCCUCACCAGAGUUCAUGAAGAAGCUCCAGCCCACAGUUAGGAACUACGUGGAGAACCGGCCCAAGUAUGCCGGUCUUUCCUUACCGAAACUCUUCCCCGACUGCCUGUUUCCGGCUGAUUCAGAGCACAACAAGCUGAAAGCCAGCCAAGCCCGGGAUUUGCUGUCAAAGAUGCUGAUCAUUGACCCUGCCAAGCGUAUGUCUGUGGAUGAGGCUCUGCAGCAUCCCUACAUUAACGUGUGGUAUGACCCAGCCGAGGUGGAGGCGCCACCUCCACAGAUCUAUGACAAGCAGCUGGAUGAGAGGGAGCACACGAUUGAUGAGUGGAAAGAGCUCAUCUACAAAGAGGUUAUGAACUUCGAUGAAAAAGGUAAAGAUGGCGUAGUGAAUGGGCAGCCGCCCCCUUCAGGUGCAGCUGUGAAUGGCAGCGAGAGCCCCCCCCCCUCCACCUCUGCUAACGAUGUCUCGUCCACACCCACGGACCAGACCCUGGCGUCUGAUACCGACAGUGGCCUGGAGGCGGGCGCAGGACCCAUGGGCUGCUGUAGGUGACUAGCCGGGUGCCUGCGCUACCUGGAGUUCUCCGCAAGGUGAAGUGUGCCACACAGGCGGCCUGGCUGCCUGAGAGAAUACACAGGAAACCAUCGUCUUUCUUUUUGAAUGAGAGAGCAGACGUGGAAACGAUACCGCAAAAAUAAACGCAUUUCAUGGGGAAUGAC